AUGAAAAAAAGUGAAACAGAAUUUAUAGAACAAUAUGAAAUCUUUAAAACACCUCAACUUUCUUUUUUAGAUGUAAAUACGACAAUAGGCUACUCUAUUGCUGGUCAAAAAAUGGUUUUUAUAAAAAAAGUGGCGAAAAAUAUUCAUUUUUCUACCGAUUUAAUUACAAACAAAGAACUAAAUAAUUUUCCAUUUAUUAUUGAAAUAAUCGAUCAAUAUAUAGGAGAAGAGAUCCUUUCUGUAUCAGAUUUUUCUGAAAUUUUACCUUUAAAAGUUUUUAUUACACAAUUUAGUAAAAACCUUGAUUUUUUGUGCAUUUUAUUCAAUAAGCUUUUGUUAAUUUUAACAGAAUCAAAAUUUUUACAAUGUAUUUCUGAGUUUCUAGAAAGUGAUAUGAUAUGGAUUGAUAAAAAUUUUAAUAUAAAAAUAUGCUGGAUUACAUUUUUAGUAAAAAAUCAUAAAUUUUUUAAUAAUAAGGUAUACAAAUCAAAUUUAAAAAACAUUGAUGACAUCAUCAAUCUAUUUAAUUAUAAUAAAAAAAGAUUACAAAAACGAGUAGAUAUAGAAUAUAAAAAUGAUAAUGUAUCUUCAGUAUGUUUAAAUGCAGCAGAAAACAUUUUUUCAUGUGUGUCUGAACAGAAAGAUUCUAAUGAUGGCACAAUAAAAUAUAAAGAAAGAACAUAUACAUACGACAGAGGAAGUGUAAAAGUGUGUAGCACAAAAAAGCUCUGUAUAGAAAAUUAUAAAGAUUUUUGUAAAACAAUAACAAACCAAAAAGUUAAUUAUUUUGGGUUAAAGGUUUUACUUUUAAAAUGUAUUUUUCAUGAAGAUGAUGUAAAUGCUAAAAAUAUUGAUGUUUACAUAUCAAGACUAAAAAAAUUAUUUUUAGAGCAGUCUGAUUCGAAAUUUAAAGAUUCUGAAGCUUUAAAAAUUAUUUAUAAUUUUAUUGUUUAUAACAACAUUAACUCCAAGCCUAUUGAAAUCGUGAAUGACGAAUACAUAAAUUUUAUGGAUAACUUUUUCUAUAAACUAAAAAUAACAACUUUAUCGGAAAAGAAAUCAUACGAUGUCGAUAAUUUAAAAGAAAAAAUGGUGGUAGAGAAUGAUGGUUGUUUAUUUAAAGAAAAAGGUUUUGAUAUGUCGGAUUACAAUACUAAAAGUUAUAAAAAAGGACGUUUUUUUAUUUGUCAAGCAAUACCAAAUUCUCAUACAAAAGAUAAAAAGCAGGAACUAGAAAUUAACAAAAUUUUUCAGAUUAUUGAAAUUCAAAGUAAACAAAUAGAAAUGAUGUAUCAAACUCUAAAAGAUUAUAACAAAAUUGAUCAUUUAAUUGAUGCACAACUAAAAUCCCUAUCUUUGCAAGCAAAUGAAAUGCUUAAUACUCUAGAUAAAAAUCAAGAAUAA
Vairimorpha ceranae is the source of this 1404-nucleotide messenger RNA. RefSeq lists its product as hypothetical. Bases 1 to 1404 code for a protein of 467 amino acids. The transcript has a single exon. The record is from RefSeq and is a predicted model, not a curated record. NCBI's taxonomy places the organism in Eukaryota, Fungi, Microsporidia, Nosematidae.